Ahaetulla prasina is the source of this 719-nucleotide messenger RNA. RefSeq lists its product as uncharacterized. The record is from RefSeq and is a predicted model, not a curated record. The transcript is spliced from 7 exons. Lineage: Eukaryota; Metazoa; Chordata; Lepidosauria; Squamata; Colubridae. Bases 1 to 537 code for a protein of 178 amino acids.
AUGCCGGGAGCCAUCUUGGGCCCCUGCCCGCAUCCUGCAGAGUCUCCAGGGAAGGCGGUUGCCCGGGUGGAUCCUGCCCAUCGUGCCAUGGAGCCCCUGCUGACUGAGCUCUACAGCCUGAAGAGCCCCCAAGGCCCCCUCGCCCAGGCCACCUCUGGCAAGAGAGAGGCGCUGCCCAGGCUGCCCUGGGAGAGAAGGGGGGACAAUGUGCGGGCAGAAAGCCCCUACCAGAAGCCGAGCGAGCAGCUGGAGCAGCGUCGGCGGGAGCCGCGGGGCUGCGAGAAGCCGCCGGUCGCAAGAGCGGAGCGUCCCGGGCAGAGCGACCGGGGCGAUCGAGAGGCACCUCCACAACCCUCCGAAGGGCGGGAGCAGCAGCGCAGCCUCCAGGAGGGGCUGGAGCACCGGGAGCCCCUGCAGCCGGGCAGCUGGACGCUGGACUUUGAAUCGGAGUCAGCCCAGGAGGAGAUCUACUGGGGCUGCUUCUAUUUCUUCCCUUGGCUCCGGAUGUGCUGGCGAGACAGAAGGGACCCCUCCUAACCAGCCAAGCCACAGAUGGCGGUCGUGAUCCUGGUGGUGGAACGUUUGCAGCUUGUCUACAGGCCAGCGCAACGGUGCUGCCACAUCGUAAGGAAAAUUCACCACACGUGCGAGCAAAACGAUGGACUUUAGCCCGAGAAACAGAACUUUAAUGCUGCUCUUUAAAUCUGUUCCAAAUUUUG